This is a messenger RNA of Zea mays, 1389 nucleotides long. RefSeq lists its product as uncharacterized. The transcript is spliced from 3 exons. NCBI's taxonomy places the organism in Eukaryota, Viridiplantae, Streptophyta, Magnoliopsida, Poales, Poaceae. Bases 106 to 1227 code for a protein of 373 amino acids. Gene Ontology annotation, molecular function: protein binding. The record is from RefSeq and is marked validated.
AUUACGGACACACGGGCACCCCGUCUCCUCUUCUUUCUCUGUGUCUCUGUCUCCUCACCAAAGAACCGCAACUAGGAACGGCUCGCCACAGAAGAACGUACGGCUAUGAAGACGAGGCGCGGUGCCUGCUACUCCUGCCAUGCGGCGCCGGGCGAGGGCCCGGAGGUGCAACGCCGGAAGAGGCGCAGGACGGCGGCCGAGGCAUCGCCGGCGGCUGCCGAAGAUCCAGGUGUCCGCCUGGGCGCCAGAGACAUGUUCGAGGAUCUGCCCGACGAUCUCGUCGUCUCCAUACUGAGGGACGUCGCCGCGUCCGCCGGCUCGCCGGCCGAUCUCGCCGGCGCCAUGCUCACGUGCAAGAGAUUCAGGGAGCUAGUAGCGCGGAGCAAGGUGGUGGUGCUCGCGCGGGCGUCGCCGCGGUGCCUCUCGGUGCGCGCCAAGGCCUGGUCGGACGAGGCGCACCGGUUCCUGCAGCGCUGCGCCGACGCCGGCAACCUCGAAGCCUGCUACCUUCUCGGCAUGAUUCGGUUCUACUGCCUGGGGAGCCGCGGCUCGGGCGCGGCGCUGAUGGCGGCGGCGGCGGUGGGCGGGCACCGCGAGGCGCUGUACUCGCUGGCCGUGAUCCAGUUCAACGGCAGCGGCGGCGGGAAGGACGACCGCGACCUCCGCGCCGGAGCCGCGCUGUGCGCGCGCGCGGCGGCGCGGGGCCACGUGGACGCGCUCCGCGAGCUGGGGCACUGCCUGCAGGACGGCUACGGCGUGCGCCGGUCCGUGCUGGACGGGCGGCGCCUCCUCAUCCAGGCGAACGCGCGCGAGCUCGCGGCCGCCUCGGUGGCGCACCCGUGCCUCCUCAUGAGCGACCUGGGGUGCCGCGCCGGCGAGGCGCACGCGGCCAACCGGUUCCUGGUGGACUGGUUCGCGUCGCGGCCGCUGGGCUUGACGCCCGGCGGCAACGGCAACGGCAGCGCCGGGACGGCGGGCUCGCCGGAGGAGGACGGCGUUGGCGGUCUCCGGCUGUGCUCGCAGGCGCUGUGCGGGCGGCCCGAGACGCGGCGGCACGAGUUCAGGCGGUGCUCGGUGUGCGGCGUGGUGAACUACUGCUCCCGCGCGUGCCAGGCGCUGCACUGGAGGAUGGCGCACAAGGCGGAGUGCACGCCCAUGGACCGGUGGCUCGACGCGGUGCAGCCCAACGCCAUCGCCAAUGCGGACGCGGCGGCCCCGGCGCCGUGACGUUCUCCGUUACUAUAUAUGUCAGUUAGCGGCCGGCCGUUUCUCUGUUUUGCCUUUUGCGUCGUUCUCUGAACCUGCGUACGUACAUGGUUUGUUGGCAAAUGCUGAUGUAACGUUCUUCUGGCGCGGGCGAUACGUAGAACAUAGGCAGUGAAAUUUUUU